This is a messenger RNA of Bursaphelenchus okinawaensis, 2492 nucleotides long. The record is from the annotation of a GenBank genome assembly. NCBI's taxonomy places the organism in Eukaryota, Metazoa, Nematoda, Chromadorea, Rhabditida, Aphelenchoididae.
AUGGCGACGAUACCAAAUGCCAGGGUAUGGUGCGACGGGUGGUAUGUUUACCUUUCGUAAUUCAUAAAACAAAUACAUAUUUUUUCAAUAUAAAAAGAAAAUUUUAAAAUAAAAAAACUGUUUUUUUUGUAAAAUACGACCGCUCUAUUUGUUUGCCUUUAUUCUUACUAACUUUUAUAAAUAAAAAUAUACUUAAAAACUUUAACAACUCUCAAAUUUAAAGUAAUCACUACAGUUAUGACAUGGUGCACUUUGGUCAUGCCAAUCACUUACGGCAAGCUAAAGCGAUGGGUGCGAAACUAAUAGCGGGUGUUCAUACUGACAGAGAUAUCGAGUACAACAAAGGGCCACCAGUGUUCAAUGAACAGGAACGAUACAAAAUGGUCGCUGCUAUCAGAUGGGUUGAUCAGGUAGGACAAUAUGCUUAUUUUAGGGUAGGGUAGGGUAGGGUAGGAUAGGGUAGGGUAGGGUAGGGUAGGGUAGGGUAGGGUAGGGUAGGAGGGUGAUGUUGGAACGGCUAAUCUUUUUUAUACUUUACUCUCUCUAUACAAGCAACCCUGAGGGACUGACAUUUUGUGUUUACUACAAGGGGUGUGGUCUUUACAGAGAGUCUUUUUAGUGCAAUUUGACUUGGCGGGGCCAAAUGUCUUGUUUACUAUAAGGAGAGUUGCUUAUACAGAUGGCUUACUAUAUAGAGAGACCACAGUAAUUAGUUUUACUGUUACAGGUAGUGGCCGGAGCACCAUAUGUAACUACAGUAGAGACGUUGAAUCAACAUGAUUGUGAUUUCUGUGUUCAUGGAGGUAAGUUUUAAAUAAAUUUCGGUAUUUUACAAAAAAUAAUUUUGAAAAAAUUUUUGAUAUAUAUAUACAUUUAUGAUAAAAUACGCUUUCUGCACGGUUUGCGGAGUUAGAAUAACAUUUUUAGACGACGUAACACUGACAGCAGAAGGAGAAGACACUUAUGCUGAAGUGAAACGGUUGAGAAGAUACCGUGAAUGCAAAAGAACGCCUGGAGUUUCCACUACAGAUCUGGUUGGGAGGAUGUUGUUAUUGACAAGAAGCCAUCAUACAAAAGAGAAUGAUUUUACUGAAGAACAAAUGGAAAUUGCAAAAGCUUUGGCUACGGUAAGUAGGGUAGGGCUGUGGGCUAGUGCUCUGGGCUAGGACUUUGGGCUAGGGCUCUGGGCUAGGGCCCUGGGCUAGGGCUCUGGACUAGGACUCUGGGCUAGGACUCUGGGCUAGGGCUCUGGACUAGUACUUUGGGCUAGGGUAAGGCUAGGGCUCUAGUCUAGGGAUCUGCGCUAGGGCUCUAAGCUAGGGAUUUGGGCUUAGGAAUCAGGACUACGACUCUGGGUUAGGGCUCUGGUCUAGGGCUUUGGGCUAGGGCUCCGGACUAAGGCUAGAUUUAGAGCUAAAACUAGGAUUAUGUCUAUCUUUAAUGUCUUCUUCUUUCAGGACUCUACAGCCAAACAACUCUAUGUUACAGUAAACAAAUACGACUCAAAAUCCCAAUCUUUAAUUGAAGUUAUAAAAGGAGUGGAUAGGCUACUAGAGGACAAAGUUGUCUAUGUGUGUGGUUCAUUUGAUCUAUUUCACAAUGGUCAUUUGUGCUUUCUGGAAGCGGCUGCCAAACUGGGAAUAUAUGUUGUUGUAGGGGUGUUUGAGGAUCAUGUUGUUAAUGAGUACAAAGGCCAAAACUAUCCGGUCAUGACGUUGGCUGAACGGGUUAUGACUGUCAUGGCUUAUAAGGUAAUUUUGAAGCAAUUUUGAAUUUUGGCACAAGUUUAAUUUUUUUUAAUUUUUUGAAAAAAUUUAAAUUUUUUAAAAAUUUUAUUUAAAUUUUUUCUUUUUUUUUGCACUUUUAACGCAAAAAUUGAAUUUAAAAACGUUUAUGAAUAUUAAAAAUGUCACUUCAGCCAGUACGACAAGUGAUAGUAGGGGCUCCAUAUGAAGUUACCAAAGACUUUAUCGAAGACCUAAAAAUAGAUUACGUUGUAAAUGGAGUCAGUUCUGGCCACACGGACAGUGAAAACGAUCAUUCUGAAGACCGUUUUGGCUACGCCAAAAGUAUCGGAAUUUAUAAACAAAUCACUUCCGGGAAUCGAAUGACAAACGAACGAAUCAUUGAUCGUAUCGUAGAGAAUCGGUAAGAUUCAGUUUAUGGGUAACAAUUUUGAAAUAAAAUGUUGAUUUUUAUAGUAUUUAGGCAAAAAUAUAGGUAAAAUGUGCAAGUUCUUGACUGAGGAGGUCUAGCGUACACCUUUAGAAAAGUUUUUGAGGUAACGUAUUGUGAAAACGGUGGUCAAAAAGGGGCCCAAAACUUGCAGAGAAAGUGAAAAAGAUUAGGAACAUAAGUGAUAAGAUGUAGAAAUAAAUAGUAAAGUAGUAGAGAGUUGUGUUAUACUAUUAUUUUGAAUUUUUUUUGUAGAUUUAAGUUUUGUUUUCAGUAGACUAUACGAAGCUCGAAAUCGACGUCGUGGACGCCAGUAA